Pezoporus occidentalis (night parrot) is the source of this 5094-nucleotide messenger RNA. RefSeq names its product zinc finger CCCH-type containing 6 (gene ZC3H6). Bases 534 to 4157 code for a protein of 1207 amino acids. The transcript is spliced from 12 exons. Gene Ontology annotation, cellular component: nucleus. The record is from RefSeq and is a predicted model, not a curated record. Gene Ontology annotation, biological process: negative regulation of DNA-templated transcription. Gene Ontology annotation, molecular function: metal ion binding; RNA binding. NCBI's taxonomy places the organism in Eukaryota, Metazoa, Chordata, Aves, Psittaciformes, Psittacidae.
GUGGUGGCGGCCGCGCGGCCGCGGAGCCAGCCCGGGGGGGGGCGAGCGGCGGGGCUCGCUGCUGCUGCCGCCGCCGUCCUCGUCCUCCGCCGCCCCGCCGCCGCCAUUUUGUGAGAGCGGCUCGAGCGGGCGCCAUGUUUGUAAGGAAGAAUUAGGGCAGCCAUCAGCGGCCAGCAGCACCUCCCUUCCCCCGUGUGUGUGUGUCCUCUCCUGUGCCCCGGGCCUGCUCCUCCGAGCCGCCGCCGCCGCUGCCGCCUCCUCCGCCUGCCCGCGCGGGGCGGCCGGGCUCAGCCUGUGCAGCCUCGCCCUGCACUGAGUGCCCGUUAGUGUCUCACUAAGUAACCGUGAGUGAAACCUUCAUCAUCUCUCCUCACUGAGGGACCCGACCCUCCUCCUCACCGAGCCGCCCCCAGAGCGGCUGUGCGCGCCGCCGCCGCCGCCACCACCUCCUCCUCCUCCCUCCGCACCACGGGCAGCGGCAGUGUCCUGCCUGCCUCCACCUCCCUCCUCCUCACCACACCACAGCCAGCACAAUGGCCUUUGAAAGCCUGUUCUCCAAACCCCCAAACCCAGUUCUUGACCCAAACAUGCCCGACUCUGACAGGCAACAUGCAGGGGACGAAAGAGAGGAUGGAGAGCUGGAAGAUGGGGAAAUAGAUGAUGCAGCCUAUGAGGAUGUGAAAGAACAUGGUUCAAAAGGUGAUGAUAAACAGAAGAAUGAGAAAGGACACAGGAAAUCACGGAAGAAACGCAAAAAAGAGAAAGAAAAGAAGAAAUCCAAAAGGAGAAGGCGGGAUAAGCAUAAGCAUAACUCCCCAUCCAGUGAUGACAGCUCCGACUACAGCCAUGAUUCUGACAUUGAGCGUACAGAAAGGCCACAUAAAAAGAGUGGCAGCUCUUCAUACAGAGAUUAUGAUUCCUCAUUCAGUCAGCAUGGACACGUGUCAGGAAACUACAUGAGCUCACAGAAAAUGCAGCAUAAAAAGAAUGUCAAGAGUAAGGACUAUGAUGACUACAGUCACUACAGUGAUGAAAAUUUUGGGAAUUACAAUGAGGAGGAAAAGGAUGAAGAUUUUGCUGAUCAGCUUAAACAGUACAGGCAAGCUAAAGAGACCUCCAGUACUGAUUUGGGACCUCCAUUCCCAAAGGAACCAGUGAAAAAGCAGGGCAUGAAAGGAGUCCAGAAAGGUAUUUCUCAAAGAGGAAAUAAUUACAAUAUUGGUCGAGGGCGUGGGAUGCAAAAGAAACUGAAGCGUAAAGAUCGUGGAAGGGGAAGAGGAGGCAACAAAGGCUCUGAUGGCUUUCAUGAGGAUGGCAAACCAGUGAAGAAGUGGGUGAACAUGAGCCAGGAGUUCAUAAAUCAGCACACAGUGGAACACAAAGGCAAACAGAUCUGUAAAUACUUCCUGGAAGGGAGGUGUAUUAAGGGAGAGCAGUGUAAAUUCGAUCAUGAUGCAGAGAUUGAGAAGAAGAAAGAGAUCUGCAAGUUCUACAUACAGGGUUACUGCACCAAAGGAGAGAACUGCAUUUAUUUGCACAAUGAAUUCCCUUGCAAGUUUUAUCACACAGGAGCAAAGUGCUACCAAGGAGAUAAGUGCAAAUUUUCUCAUGCUCCCCUGACUGCAGAAACAAAAGAGCUGCUGGAUAAGGUUUUGAAUAACGAGGAGGAACCACAAAAUGAAGAUGAGAAAGAGCUGGAGGAGCUCCGAAAGCGUGGCAUAGUUCCUCUCCCUAAGCCUCCACCAGGAGUGGGGCUUCUGCCAACCCCACCAGAGCAAUAUGCCUUUUCUGAGUCUGACAUGGAAAACUACCAGGAUCCAUCAGGGGACUAUAAGAAGAUCCCAUCUCUGUUUGAAAUAGUUGUGAAGCCAACUGUGGAUUUAGCACACAAAAUUGGGAAAAAGCCACCAACCUUCUACAACAGCGCAUCGCCCCCGAGACCACCAUUCCCAGGAAAUGACCCGCAUUCCCAGCACAUGUACAACCCAGGUUCAAGUCCAGGACCAGGACCUGGCAUGUCCCAAGGACAUAACGGGCCACCAAUGCACCCAGGUUCUCCUGGACAUCAUCCAUGUGGAGGGCCCCAAGGCCCAGGCAUGCCGCAGAGUCCUCCCAUGCAGGGUGUUCCACCAGGCUUUCUCGGACCACAGAACCAGAGUGGUAUGCCUAUGCAAGGACAGCAGGGUGGCCCACCUCACACCCCACCAGGUCUUGGUGGAUCUUACAAUGCCCCGGGAGGACAUAUGGUGAACAUGCCAAGAGAGAAUCACUGUCCUCCAGGGCCACAGUACCAGCAGAUGCCUGGAGAGCGGCAGCCCAACAUGAAUUAUGAGCCUAUUCAGAACGCAGCUGACUUCUAUGACAAUUACUAUUCCCACCAAGCUGUACACAACUUCCAGCCAGCCAAUAACUCCGGUGAUGGACAGUGGCAUGGAGAAUUCUCAGAUCACCAGGCUCACCUCAUGGCUCAAGAGUCGCAUCAAGGUGGAAGCGAGUCGGACUGCAUGAGUAGCCACAUGGGCCAUAAGCCAGCCAUUAAUGUACCAGAUUUCCUUCCAGCAAUGCAGAAAGCCCUUUAUGCAAGACUUAGUCAGAAGCAUCAGAGAGAUGGAGACUCUGUCAGCAACCAGGGGCAGAGAGCAAUGAGCAAAGAUGAAGAUGACAACGUCAACUGGUAUUCCAGCAGUGAGGAGGAGGAGGGGAGCAGCGUUAAAUCAAUCCUAAAAACCCUAAAGAAGCAAAGUGAAAACUUCCGGAAUCGGCAGCAACAUUCCGCAGAGCAGCACAUGCUUGGAAUUCCCACUGACCCCCGCCUGGCGAAGGAGAAGGGAGCAGGGCCCCAGGCUGCUGACCCCAGGCUGAGGGCUUCUCCCAGGUCCAACCCACGGAAGCCUUCGGAGUCCGGCUCCCUGGACCCGCGGCUCGUGCGGGAUCCCCGGAUGCACAAGGUCAGUGAAGGUGCUCACGGCAGCUCGGCCCUUGGGGGAGCAAAGCUUGAGCUGCACCACGCUGGGGGCAAGGCCAAGCAGAAGGGGAUGGAUGAUGAUGAAGAGGACUCGGAGAGAGAGCUGCGGGAGCGAGCUUUCCUCAUCCCCUUGGAGCCUUUGCCUGGCGUGACGCUGAGGGACCCGCGAUCCCAGCUCCGGCAGUUCAGCCACAUUAAGAUGGAUGUUACCCUCAUGAAGCCAAACUUUGCUAAGCAUAUUGUAUGGGCACCUGAGGACUUGCUCCCCAUACCUCUGCCUAAGCCUGACCCCGUCUCUUCAAUCAAUUUACCUCUCCCUCCCCUCAUUGCUGACCAGAGACUGAACAAGCUGCGAGGCUUGAAGAGCGAUGCCCAUGCGAGCGCUGCGCCGGCAGACCCGCGCCUGGCUGCCAAGGCAAAGAACAGCCUAGCAGCCCGGGGCAGCUACUUGGAUCCUGCUGCAGAUUCCCAUGCCAGCAGCUCCAGCAAGCUGGGAGAUCCCCGCUUACAAAAGAACGUUGAUCCCAGGCUCCACAGACUGUCGAGUGCAGACACGCAUCAUGGGGUCGCAAAGGACCCCUCACACCCCGCCAAGUUUGACCCCCGCCUCGCCAGGUCUGCUGCUGGCUCCUCACAGCCCCCCGAGGCUGCCACUGCUAAACCUGAGCCGGAUGCUCUGCCUCCCUACGCUCCCAAACUGGCAUCCAGUGGGGGGAGGCUGGGAGCUCCGGGCUCCAUCCUGGGCGGUAUCAGCCUGUAUGACCCACGAGAUCACAGCUCGACGCUGGACGCGGCUCCAGCGGCUUCGGGAGAGAAUGGAGAGAACCAGAAAAAGAGCAUUUUGAAAAAUUCCGGGAAAAAUGAGCCCGGUGCCCCGGAAGAUUCAUCUCUGCAGAAGGAGAAAGCCCCGGAAGGACCCAGCUCCACGGAAGCUGCUCCGGAUAAAGCAAGCAGCAGCAGCAGCAGCAGCAAACCUCAGGCGAAACACUCCAGCGCUGCCCCGGCGGUGCACAACCUGCCCAUCCAGGCCUUGUCGGGGCUCAUCAGACCCCAGUACAGCGACCCCCGGCAGGUCAGGCAGCCUGGGCAGGGAACUCAGCCCCCGGAGCCCGAUCCCGAUGGGGAAUCAGAUGACAAGUCCUUAAAAGAUGUUUUCAAGACUUUUGACCCCACUGCUUCCCCCUUUUGUUAGCGAUCGAGUCUUUUUACCGUUGUGAAUAUUGCAGGUUUCUGCUGUUUUGUAACUGGUUUACCUCUUUGCUUUAUUUAUUUGUAAAUUAUAAUUCUCAACACUUUUCAGCUGCUAAUCUCAGAACCACAUGCAGUCCUCCAGUCCGCUCUAGUGUUUGCAAAGCUGUGGUAUUUUCUAUAGAAAUACUUUUCCAAGUUCAGGGAAGACUAAUAAUUGACAUGUAGAAACCCCCUUCCCCUCCCAUGUAUCGUGUUAGAGCUGAUUCAAGCACUUUCAUUGUAAAUAAGCCAUGAAGAAGCCCCCCUCCGGAGCUGUAUAUGUGUGAGCUGUCUCUUUCAUAAAGGCCAUGUAGAUCUGAUUGCCACAUUUGUAUGAUUGUAUAGACACGAGCAAUAUUAUGUACAUUUACUGUGAGAGGCAAGGAGUGCUUUGACCAGGAUUGCCGGACACAUCAAGCCAAACCCAACGAGUGAUUCCAGACCCCACGGAAACGCUUUCAAGAGGAAAAACUUUGCUCCUCCUUUUCAGAUCAGUACACGUGAGACAUUGUUUUUAUUCACCCACUCGAUAUCCUUAGUGUAAAAGAGACCUAUAUCGCAUAUUGAGGAUGAAAAAUGUCAUAUCUUUUAAAAGUAUUUUAUUCUAUGCUGUAUAUAGAAGAAAUUGUGAAGUACAGAGCUAGAAGGAAGGUCCUGUUCCAAGUGGAGAAUACUUCAGUUGUCUAAUACAGAAAAGGGUUUUAUUUAAGUUUUUUCCACUCCUCCACCCCUCUGAUUAGUGCUCUGAGUUACCUUGUGGUGUUCAUGUAUUUCAAUGUAUUUUUGUAUUCAGCUGCUUAAUUUGUAUUGCUUUUUUUGUAUGGAUGUAACUGCAGUACUUGUAUUCAUGGUGUCUUUAUGACAUUUUUAACAAAACCAUUAAAAAGGGUACAGAUAAA